Molecule: messenger RNA, 1610 nt
Organism: Klebsormidium nitens
Lineage: Eukaryota; Viridiplantae; Streptophyta; Klebsormidiophyceae; Klebsormidiales; Klebsormidiaceae
Source: the annotation of a GenBank genome assembly
GGCCAUAUUGACUUGUUCGGGCUCCUUGCGCAGAGUGCCCAGAUCAUCCUUUGCUUUCUCCCGUUUCUCAGGUUUUGUUGGUUGUUUUGGGCGCCACAUUUUCACCGUCUUCUCUGUUUUCCGCUUCGUCAGAGGCGCAAGGUUCAGCUUGCUUGGCAUCAGCAGCCCAAACGUGACGAACACCGGCACUAUUUCCAGCCUUUCAAGAAGGACCUGUACCGCACUUAGAGAUGGCGCUUUCCCAAACUCUCGCUGGGCGCUCCGCUGUUGCUGGUGCCAUCUCGAGCCAGCAGUCUGCCGCAGCAGGCGUCCCAGCAAAGCAGGUGCUGGCAGCAAAGCUGCCCCUCAACCUUUCAAGUGGCAGGCAUGUGAGCAAUGCCAGGUGUUUUGCCCCAAAGGUUGUGACCCACCUCCAGUCUAGGCAAGGCGAAACCGCACAGACCGUGAGGGCCACCGCAGACACUGCGUCGCAAGCAUCCACUGCACAGGAGGAGAACUGGGUUCCCGUCCUGCCUAUUACGGCGCUGCCACGUGGCGCUCGGAGACUGGUCCGACAGGACGGCGAGCUCAUUCUCCUUCUUUGGUACAAGUCAGAGAUCUGCGCUAUCGAGAGCAGGUCACCUGCUGAGGGCGCCUACAGCGAGGGCUUCAGCAAUGCAAAGCUGACCCAGGAAGGUGGCAUUGUGUGCCCCGGGACGGACACUGUGUAUGACUUGAAAACCGGCGAAAUCAAGGAGUGGUACCCCAAGAACCCCGUCCUUCGCUUCUUGACCUCCCCCACUAGAAAUUUGAUCACCUACCCAGUUAAGGUGGACGGCGAGAACAUCCUCAUCGACCUUCAGAGGGAAGCCGGCGGUGGCUACACAGAGGUUUUGUACAAUUCGCAGACUGGAGACAUGGCGGCAGGGCAGAGGGACGUGCAAGUCAAUGUUGUCGAGCCGCAGAUGCAAGUCGACGAGACCCAGGGCGGGUUCGGGUUCACCCCCAGGAACGAGAUCCUGAACGGAAGAGCAGCUCAGGUUGGGUUUGUGCUCCUCCUUGUUCAAGAGCUUGUUACUGGGAAGGGAUUUCUCGGAAGUUUGGGAAUCCUCGAGCAGAUCUACAAGUUGACGCCAAAGUAGAGAGCUGGGCUUGUGUCUGAUUUAUGCAGCAUUUGUAGGUAGAUCUGAGGUUUAGGUUGAGUUGUGUAUGUUGAGAACGUUUUAUCGAACGGUUUGUUGGCGAUUUGCUUUCAGUUUCUCAGUACAGAAGUCCGUUGCUUUGCAUGACGUUGAGUUGGUCAUGCAAUGUGAAGCUCUAAACGAAUCAGGUAGUAAACAAUUUGGUUGUAGUUUGCAAGGCUCCGAGUGCAUUGCGUUCAUAAGGGCAACAUGUAAUCGAAGCAAUGCAAGCAAACGUUGUGGGUUGGGUGUACGAUUUUGCCAGUAUCUUGCCCAAGUUCAGACGAACAUCGUUUGAACCCGAGUCUGGGAAUGCUGGCUAAAGAAUUUUCCCUAGGGCAACAGACUCGGAAGUUGACGUGUGUCAAUAUCACUAAGCGCACCACAUUUUUCCGAGUUCUAUAGCCCUGUUUGAAAAGGAUCGAUGAAAUUAUAGCUAGUUCUCACAUG